Molecule: messenger RNA, 903 nt
Organism: Prosopis cineraria
Lineage: Eukaryota; Viridiplantae; Streptophyta; Magnoliopsida; Fabales; Fabaceae
Product: pentatricopeptide repeat-containing protein At4g39530-like
Exons: 6
Coding region: 1-903 (300 amino acids)
Biological process (GO): RNA modification
Molecular function (GO): protein binding; RNA binding
Source: RefSeq, a predicted model, not a curated record
AUGCCCAACCCCAAUGUCAUUUCACACAACACUCUUCUCUCUAGCUACUUCAGCUCUGGUUUCCUUCCUGAAGCCUUGGAAACCUUCUUUGCCAUACCCAUGAAGGAUUCUCAUUUAUGGAACAUACUCAUUUCUGGGCAUCAGGUUCAUGCUGAGAUUGCUAAGGUUUGCUCGAUUUUGGAUUCUUAUUUGGGGACUAAUCUCUUGCAGAUGUUUGCGAGUUAUAGGGUUAUUGAGGAUGUAAAGAAGGUGUUCGGUGAAAUGCCCAGUAGAGACCUGAGUGGACAUAUGGACAAAGCCAUGUGGCUCUUUUAUGAAAUGCAAUUGGCUGAUGUGAAACCAAAUUCAUUCACCUUUGGUGGUAUGCUUGGCUUAUGUGCAUCCAGAAACACCUUACAAAGAGGAAAACAACUACAUGGUGUUACUAUAAAAUAUGAUUUCAAAACAAUCUGGUAUGCUCAAAAUGGAGAAGCCAUGAAAGCCUUGAAACUUUAUAACAAGAUGGUGCAAUUAGGACCUUUCGUUGUUUCUCUAAAUGAUGUAACUUUUAUCGACGUGCUUAAUAUUGAGCAUUAUACAUGUAUGGUUGACAUGCUUGCAAGAUCAGGGUUGCUUAAGAAAGCUGAGGCUCUUCUUCUUCAAAUGCCUUUUAAAGCUGAUGCUGUAAUGUGGAGCACACUAUUGGGAGCCUGCAAACUGCAUGGAAAUCCAACAAUGGUGAAGUGCAUUUCUGGAAAUCUUUACAAGGAAGGUGAGCCGCUAGCUCUUCCAUCAUCCGCUCGCCUGCUCUCCGUGAUUAGUUCAUUGCGUAGUGAUUUUCUUGCGAAAUUAGGUCAUCCGAUCGUGGAUUUAGGUCCUUUUGCGGUGGGGAGUUUGGGGGUCUCUCAGUCUUGGGGGUUUUAG